This is a messenger RNA of Hyla sarda, 5042 nucleotides long. Its product is annotated as insulin receptor substrate 1-like. The transcript is spliced from 4 exons. Gene Ontology annotation, molecular function: insulin receptor binding; phosphatidylinositol 3-kinase binding. The record is from RefSeq and is a predicted model, not a curated record. The coding region runs from base 1589 to 4054 and encodes 821 amino acids. Gene Ontology annotation, biological process: insulin receptor signaling pathway. NCBI's taxonomy places the organism in Eukaryota, Metazoa, Chordata, Amphibia, Anura, Hylidae. Gene Ontology annotation, cellular component: cytosol; plasma membrane.
CCCUGUCCAGCCUGCUGACCCCCACCCCCUGCACUCUGCCCCCACCUGACAUGCCUGCUGCCCUGAGGAGGACGCCUGCAGCCCCCACUGCACCAAGCCUGACCACCCCCUGCCAGACACCUCGCCUGCAUGGAAGGAGCAGCAUGUCCUGCUAGGACCCAGGUAUUUCCACCCCCUCCAGCCGGGCCCAGGGACAGCGCAGAUCCAGGCCAGAGGACAUGGCCGCCCCCGUCCCCUGAGCAUGCAUGCCUCCCCCUGACCCCCGCUCUGAGGGGCUGAAGCCUGGAGCACAACACAACAAACUUUCUGGGGACAGGGGGCUGGAGAAGAGGGGGGGAAAUUAUUGAAAAUAUUUUUUUUUUUUUUUUUUUUUGCAAAAAAACAAAAAUAAAAAAAAAACAACAAAAAAACAAACAGACUUUUUGAAUUUUUUUGUGAAAUGUUUUGAAUUUCUAUAUAUUUUUUUUUUUUUCCUGCUGUCAGUCGUGUGAUUUAUUUCUGCCCACGUGUCGCUGCCGUCUUCUAUUUUUGGUGCAUUCUUUUUUUUUUUUUUUGUCCGCUCAGGUUUUACGGAUACAUUGGGACCUCUUUUUUUUUUUCAGUGGUGGGGGGUUGUCUGUGUAUCUCCCGCCGCCGCGGCCCCCCGGUAUAGAGUCUAUAGGUGGACAGAUGGCUGGAGGAGGACGCUGCUUUUGCGCAGAUGCAUAAUACAUCGCCUUACUUGCGAAUAAUGUUUUAUGCUGAAACUGCUAAAAGCUAAAAAAAAAAAAAAAUUCUUAAAGUGGUAGCGACCUAUUUUAGAUUCCCCCCCCUCAGCUACGAAAAACGACCCUGACCUAUAAACUGCCGAUCACUUUGUGACUUAUUCCAGUAUUUCCAAAGACGCCCCGCCGCCCCGAUUGCCCACUUUCUCUAUCGUGCCUUUUUGGCAUUUAUUAACAGACUUCGACACCUUCAGAAAAAAUAAAUAUUUUAUUUGUCUAGUGUUUAAUAUUGAGAAUUAUUAUAAAUAUAUUUUUAGUUUCAAGCAACUAAAUUGCUUGAAAUUAUAGAUGAAAUUAUUUUUUUUUUUUUUCUGGGAACUUCAGGGAAAUGUAGGAACCGCAUUGAGCUUUGUUGCGUUCCGUAGAAUUAAUGGCUUUUUCUUGGAAUGGGAGUUAAAGCGGCCGUUGUUCAGGCCGAUCCAUUCAUUGCCUGGAAGCGGAGUUGUUGCACAAUCUGAUUUACACGGCGAUAUUCCGUGUACCAAUGUCUAUGCCCCCGGGGCCUGCUGAAGGAGUUGCUAUCUAUUUUUUAUUUGUUUUAGCACAUGACUGACUAAUAAGAUUUAUAGACACAAUUUUCUUUUUUUUUUUUUUUCUUUUUUUCAAAUUAAAUAUUUUUUUUUUCAAUAAUGAAAAUAAAAAAAUAAAAAAUUGUGAGCUAAAGAAGCAAAGAACAGCACUUAUAUUUUUGCUUUUUUUUUUUUUGGUGGGCGGAGCCAGGACUCAAGCUUUUGCAGAUUUUCUGGAAAAUAAUUUUUUUUUGUUUUUUCUGGAGGAUUGUAUUGAAGGACAUAUAAUAAAAUAUACCAAAAAAAAUAGGAGCCAUGGAAAAUGUGAAAAAGUGCGGCUACCUCCGCAAACAGAAGUCCAUGCGCAGGAGGUUCUUUGUCCUGCGGGGCCCUGGGUCUCGGGGCCCGUCCCGUCUGGAGUACUAUGAGAAUGAGAAGAAGUUCCGGUUGGGUGACGGCUCCGGGGGUCCGCGGGGGACCAUCGUCCUAGAGGAGGCAUUUGGCGUGAACAAGAGGUCGGAUGCCAAGAGGAGACACCUCCUGGUGCUGUAUACGCGGGACGGGGGGCUGUGCGUGUCCGCCGACGGGGAGGAGGAGCAGGACGCCUGGUACCAAGCCAUACAAGAGCUCCAAGCCGAGGCUCGUGCCCUUUCCACACCUGGAGAAGAUGGCGCCACCUGGCCGGGUCCGGCCUUCCGAGAGGUCUGGCAGGUGAGCGUCCGCCCGCGAGGCCUAGGCCAGACCCGCAACCUGUCCGGAGUGUACCGCUUGUGUCUGACGGAUCGCACCCUGAGCCUCCUGCGUCUGCGCUGCGACACUCCGUCCGUUACCCUCCAGCUCAUGAACGUCCGCCGCUGUGGCCACUCAGACAACUACUUCUUCGUAGAGGUGGGAAGGUCAGCGGUCACCGGGCCCGGAGAGCUGUGGAUGCAGGUGGAUGACUCUGUUGUUGCACAGAACAUGCACGAGACUAUCCUAGAAGCCAUGAAGUCUCUGAGCGAAGAGUUUCGUCCUCGGACAAAGAGUCAGUCCCUGUCCUCCACCCCCAUCACUGUCCCCUCCCGACGUCACCUUCCCAACCCGCCUCCACCCAGCCAGGUUGGUUUGUCCCGUAGAUCUAGGACAGAGGUCCCCAUUGACAGCUCCCCGGCUCCAAAACUUCGAGAUCAGAGUCCUCAUUCCCCAGAAGAUGAUGAGGACAAGCGUCCACGAGUUGAGGCCAGUCAGCCCUCUGUAGACUAUGGCUCGGCCUCAUCGGACGAGUAUGGCUCCAGCCCUGGAUUUGAGCCAACAACGUUUCUGCCUCCAUCACCACUGACUGAAACCAAUUACAUCUCCAUGGGGCAACUGAGGAAGAGACCCCAAACGUUGGACCUUGUGUCACCGCCAUCAAAUGAGGAAAAUGGAGGCCGACUCGCUAAGUUAGAAAAAGAAGAUAACUAUGCAAUGAUGGGAAAGUGUGAACCGCACCAGGAAGGAGGCUACAUGCCCAUGUUACCUGGCAGCAGAUCCUCCCAAGAUUACAUGCCCAUGACCCCCAACAGCAUCUCACCCCCAGCACCCAUAGAAAUGGCUGGUUACGUCAUGAUGUCACCCCUCGGGAGCUGUUCCCCGGAGAGGACAAGCUGGCCUCCCUCUGGUGAUGUGUCGAUAGGCAGCGCCGACAGUCAGGCAUCAGAUUACAUGAGCAUGUGGCCACUGAGCCGCUCAGCCUCUAACACGCCACCACCAACACAGGAGAAUCUGCUGUCCUCUGGUCACCGGCCCACCAGGAUCCCAGCUUCUUAUCGAUCACUACCCCGCUCCUACAAGUUGGACUCUCUGCCCCAGUCUCAUCACUCUUCCUCAUCAUCGGACAGUCUGGAGGAGGUGACUGGUGGCAAAAGCAGAAGACCACUCAGUAUGUCUGUAGACACGUGGCGGGCCAACACUUUACCUGGACACUACCGCAGAUCGCCCAGUCCUGGGGAGUAUGUCAGCAUCCAUUACAGGUGUAAACCAGAGAAGAUGAUCAGAAAAGAUGACCAGGCAGAGUACAUUUCUAUGAACACUCAAAGCCACCACCAUCAUGUGCCAAAUGGGGACUACACGCACAUGACAUUUGACCCGGAGACCAUAAUCUCUUAUGUCAAAAUGGCGGCCAAACCGGAGAAAAUCCGAAGACCCUCUGCAGAUGAAAUGCCUGCAAAACUGUCAAAACCUGCUGCAGAGAAGACAAUAUGGACACAGCCAACCAUGGAGAAGUCUUCCAAGAAGACCUCCACAGAGAAGAGCUACUGGCCACCUGGCACCAGUGACAAGACUUUUCGGCCAAUCGAUCCCACACACGUGUGUGGUGCCAGUGUCCGGGUCCUGGCAGACUACACCACAGACCGUGCACAGAACAUGACUGUAAGCAGGUCCUGCUCUGAGGACAACGCCCUCAGGGGUCUACUCACCGCAGUGUCCGGGUGUAACCUCUACAAGGGCUCAGAACAGGGGAAGUUCUCAAGGACAGACCCCCCAACCAGGAUUAGACACUGCUCUGACGGGGUGUCCCUUACUUCGGCCAAUGGGGGUCGCCCUCCAGUGGAAGAGUGCGGACUCAACUACAUAGACUUGGACCUGGCAAUAGAUGCCGGAGCUACAGCCCCCUCUGCUGCAUUGGUGGGGAACAAUGUAUUGCCCCCCAUGAAAACUGGAAACGGGACGCCAGGUCCAUGCAUCAACACCUACGCCAGCAUAGACUUCCAGAUGUCCGGUGAACUGAGAAGAGGUAGCAGAGACGAAACAGAAUGUUGAAGAGUGGAGAGAUGAUGAUGCCGGCACUGCCAUCGUCCCCACAAGCCGGCACCGCCAUCAUCCCCACAGGCCACACAACAUCCGUUACUACUUGCACUUUGUCGCCAUCCCGCAUCUCUCAGUGACGCUAAAUAUCAGGACUUCAUAAAACGUGCCUUCUGCCCGGAAACCGGGAUGAUCGAAAGCCUAACUAUGAACUGUCGCCAUGGCAACCGGGUGGCCAAAGAGAAGUCGUCAGUAUGAAGGUCAGAGACGUUCGUAAAAUUAACCCCACAGUUACCGGACCACACCGUACAGCAAAUAAAUGUCACACUGUGCGGGGUUGAAGAACUAAAACGGCUUUCCUUGGUACUUGGCACCCGUCGUGUUAUAAAAUGGCGUCACGCUGCCAGAAUAUAUCAGUAUAAGCUUCACAGACUUCGGUACGAUGUAGCUGUAUACAGGAAACGAGGACUCAACAAAAUGGCUGCUCUCCUCCUCCCUGCGCCAAAAUUAGAUUUACAGUGUUUUUUUGUUUUUUUUUGUUACCAAAAGCCAAAAUCUGACAAAACCUCACAAUGUUUGUGGUACUGCAGUCAGCCGCCGAAGCUCAGACGCACAGGGCGGCGGCCAUUUUGUGUGGGUGGAAGCUGCCUGGUGCUUUACUAUAGGCAGUGAUGACAUUACCGCGAGGUUCGGGGGGGGGGGGGGGGGGAUGGGUGCACCAGACGCACUCUCAAAGUGACUUGACCUAAUGGUGUCUUUUUCGUCCACAAAAUGGCCGCCUGUAGCGCACGCGUGUGGCGGGCGGAUUAGUGUUAGUAGUGUCUGCCUGUAAUCCGUUUACUUUUUGAAUUUUAUGGGAAAAAAAUAAGGAAAAUCUAUGAAUAGAAGUUUAUGGAGAAAAUAUAUAUAUAUAGAUUAUAAGAAGAGUAUUAUACGAUACAGAGAGCGCGAUAUAUAUUGGGGGCGUAAUGCUGCGCCAUUUAUACCUCCUCCCCCCCCCCCC